Molecule: messenger RNA, 1833 nt
Organism: Phragmites australis (common reed)
Lineage: Eukaryota; Viridiplantae; Streptophyta; Magnoliopsida; Poales; Poaceae
Product: probable pectate lyase 4
Exons: 3
Coding region: 448-1611 (387 amino acids)
Molecular function (GO): pectate lyase activity
Source: RefSeq, a predicted model, not a curated record
CGCGGCACGCUCGAGAUACCGCGCGAGCGGUAUACAUCUCCUCCCGGCCAACAACAGGUUGUGUUGGUUCGGAAGCAAUCACGGCCGUAUGCAAUGGAAGCUCAGUUUAUGAAUUAAUUGGUACGGCGUUGGCAUGAUGAGGAAGCCUGUCGUUGAAUCAAACGAGGAAGGAGGACGGGAAAGGGCGUCGGUGGUGGGAUCGAUCAUCAAUGAAGAUGCUCGCCCCCUGUUCAUGUGUUGUUUAGGCGUCGGCGUUUCCUUUUGCUGUUGCUGUGGUGUGGCCUCACUGCCGUGCCGUUCGUCCGAGGAGAAGAGAGGCCCGGCGUUUCCUUUUGCUGUUGCGUCCGAGGAGAAGAGAGGCCCGAGGGUGGGGAGGAGAACACCUAAAUUUAGUCAGGCGAUGCGUGGUAGCUGGCUGGCAGAUCUGGUCGGUCGAUCCAUCCAUCCAUGGGCUUAGCCUCCUGCUUCUCCCGACUCCUCUGCUCCUCCUGCUGCAGCACCUCCUCUUCCAACCCCAAUCCCAAUCCCUGCCCCCGCCCCCGCAUCCAGGACAUGGACCCUCCACCUCCUCCUCCGCAGGAGCAGCAGCAGCAGCAGCAGCCUCCUCAUGGUCAUGGCGGCGGAGGGAUGCCGUACCCCGACGUUGACUGCAGGCUCCGCGCUCUCGCCGGCCGCGCCGAGGGCUUCGGCCGCCAUGCCAUCGGAGGCCUCCACGGGGCCAUCUACCAUGUCACAUCCCUGCAAGAUGACGGGUGCGGGAGCCUCAGGGAGGCGUGCCGCAUGGAGGAGCCCCUUUGGAUCGUCUUCGAGGUCUCCGGCACCAUCCACCUCCGCUCCUACCUCCGCGUCUCCUCCUACAAGACCAUCGACGGCCGCGGCCAGCGCGUGGUGCUCACCGGCAAGGGACUCCAGCUCAGGGACUGCCACCACGUCAUCGUCUGUAACCUGCUCUUCGAGGGCGGACGCGGCCACGACGUGGACGCCAUCCAGAUCAAGCCCAGCUCCACCAACAUCUGGAUUGACCGAUGCACGCUCGCCGACUACGACGACGGGCUUAUCGACAUCACGCGACAGAGCGCAGACGUCACAGUCUCCAGAUGCCACUUUGCGCGGCACGACAAGACGAUGCUCAUCGGCGCCGACCCCACGCACGUCGGCGACCGCUGCAUCAGGGUCACCAUCCACCACUGCUUCUUCGACGGCACGCGCCAGAGGCACCCGCGCCUGCGCUUCGGCAAGGUCCACCUCUACAACAACUACACCAGGGAUUGGGGAAUCUACGCCGUCUGCGCAAGCGUCGAGGCCCAGAUUGUGUCCCAGUGCAACAUCUACGAGGCAGGAAUCCAAAAGAAGACGGUGUUCAAGUACAUGCCGGAGAAGGCCGGCGACCGAGACGACGUGGUGGCCGGAUGGAUCAGGUCGGAAGGGGACGCCUUUCUCAACGGCGCGCUGCCCUGCUUGAUCGACGGCCCAGGGGUAGAAGGCGUCUUCAGGCCACAGGACUACUACCAGCAAUGGACCAUGGAGCCAGCGUCGCCGGCGCUCAAGGAGCUCCUGCAGCUCUGCGCUGGAUGGCAACCCGUGCCAAGGCCCCCCGACGAUUGCUGCUAACAUUAGCUGAUGAUGAUGCACGCGGCUCUUUCUUACUGUCUUCUGCUAGAUUGGAGUCUACAGCAGCCCAUCAUCUGCAUUUGUAUCCUCCCGUGCAUAGCAAAUAUUCCUACCCUGUUGGACUCCGUACCGAUGGAUUCCUACUCCUACCCUGUUGUGAUGAUGUUGGCCAAACUCAUGAUCAUACAAUUCUGAUCCGAAGUUAGACACGCUAAUCCACUA